Molecule: messenger RNA, 1326 nt
Organism: Maylandia zebra (zebra mbuna)
Lineage: Eukaryota; Metazoa; Chordata; Actinopteri; Cichliformes; Cichlidae
Source: RefSeq, a predicted model, not a curated record
AUGACGGGCAGCUUCCGCAGAUAUCCGUCCGCUCUGACAGGUAGUCCGGCACUUCACAGCCACUGCAGCCACCCCGCGGCUCGGAAUCGCCUUACCUCUCACCGGAAGUGUCGGGGUAGGGAGUCUUUAUGGUCUGGUGCGGACAGAUUAGCUGCAGAGUCCGGCGGUACUUGCAGAACACACGCCAUUUACACGCCACACGCAACAUGUCGCUCAGCGGCGCUGCAGCCGGCGGCCCCCCUGGAGGAACCACAGCUUCAUCCUGGGAGGGGGGCGAGAUCCCCCCUGACUGACCAGGGGGAGACCAUCAUAGGAGUCUACCUACUGCUGCUGGGAUGGAUGUCCUGGUUCGGGAACAGCAUCGUCCUCUUCGUCCUCUACAGGCAGAGAGCCUCGCUGCUGCCCACCGACUACCUGACCUAUAACCUCGCCGUCUCAGACGCCAGCAUCUCCGUGUUCGGAUACUCCAGAGGAAUCAUCGAGAUCUUCAACGUCUUCCAGGACAGCGGCUACCUCAUCUCCUCCAUCUGGACCUGCCAGGUGGACGGGUUCUUCACGCUGGUGUUCGGUCUGAGCAGCAUCUACACGCUGACCGUGAUCAGCAUCACACGCUACAUCAAAGGAUGCCACCCAAGCCGAGCGCAUCACAUCACCAGGACCAGUGUGUUCGUGUGUCUGUCGCUCAUCUGGAUCGCAGCUGGAUUCUGGUCCGGGGCGCCGCUGCUCGGCUGGGGCAGCUACACAGAUCGCGGCUAUGGGACCUGUGAGAUUGACUGGGCCAAGGCAAACUACUCGAGCGUCUACAAGUCCUACAUCGUCUCCAUCUUUGUGUGCUGCUUCUUCAUCCCCGUGCUCGUCAUGCUGUUCUGCUACGUGUCCAUCAUCAACACGGUGAAGCGAGGCAACGCGCUGUCGGCCGAGGGAGACCUGACCGACCGCCAGCGGAAGAUCGAGAGAGACGUGACCGUCGUUUCCAUAGUGAUCUGCACAGCCUUUAUCCUGGCCUGGUCGCCGUACGCCGUGGUGUCCAUGUGGUCCGCCUGGGGUUUCCACGUGCCCAACCUCACCAGCAUCUUCACCCGCCUCUUUGCCAAAUCUGCCAGUUUCUACAACCCGCUCAUCUACUUUGGUCUCAGCUCCAAAUUCCGCAAAGACGUGGCGGUCCUGCUGCCGUGCACGCGUGACGCCAAAGACACCGUCAAGCUGAAGCGUUUCAAACCCAAGGUUGACGGUCGUCUUGCCACAGGAGGCGGGGCCAGAUUCAAAGUUCAUCUGAGCCGGCCUGAAAAGAAGUACUCGUUAGUGAACCAUCCCACGAGGCCCUGA